Molecule: messenger RNA, 5712 nt
Organism: Calypte anna (Anna's hummingbird)
Lineage: Eukaryota; Metazoa; Chordata; Aves; Apodiformes; Trochilidae
Gene: MUC4
Product: mucin 4, cell surface associated
Exons: 18
Biological process (GO): cell-matrix adhesion
Source: RefSeq, a predicted model, not a curated record
AUGGCAGAGCCAGGCAGUGUCUCCUCUGCAGCUGACAGCACCAGCACCAAACUGUCUCUGGAUCUGGGCGUGUGCCAAGCCUUCCCCACCACUGGAUCUGCCCAGCCAGAGCACCCCUCACCAGCCAGCAGGACCAUCACCAUCUUGGGUAGCCAGGGCCCAGGCACCCCAGUGCCGCAGGUGAUGGCGAGACCGCAGGACCCAGCUGGGAGCAGUGCUAGGCAACACUGUCACUACAGAGGGAAUGCCAAGCACAGGACAGGGACAUCAACCCCCAGCAUCAGCAAGAGCUUUCUAGAGCCACAUGCAACUGCCAGGCUCCCAUCCCAGGAGGUCACACCAGGGCUGGACAAGGCCACUUCGCCUCCAGAGAGUGCAACCGUCAUCUCUGAGGACUUGGACAACACCAUGAAGCCAGCAGCAGCCCCAGCUAGCCCUGCUACUGGCAUCUCCAGGGGUCCCCCCUACGCAGCCACAGAGGGGGUCAGGAUGGCAGCCCCACCAUCUGCAGACACCACAAAUGCAUCCCUGGCAAAGGUCACAUUUUCUUCUUCCACCAUUGGCAUCAGUGAAGCUACAGAGCCAGGGACAAGUGCCUUAUCCAACACAGACCACAGUACCUCCCAGGACCCCCCUGUGUCCUCCCUUCAGCCACCUCCAUCACAGCUCUUUGGUGGUGCUAAACCAGGCACAGGAGCGCCACUUCUCCCCAGCCACAGCACAAACGCCUGCACUGCUGGAGAUGAGCUCCCUCCUGUCACCCAGCCCCAGGCCCCUGCAUUACCUCUGGCCACACCAGCUACGGUGAUGGAUGCCACUGCUGCAGAACGUGUCCCCACUACAUUGUUCCAAGCUCUGGGAAGCACCAGUUCUGAGUUGGUGGCUGCCAGGAGAGAGCCCAGUGCCAGAGCCACGGCAGACACCACUUCCCUGGAGACCAAGGCCACUCAAGUGGGACUCCCUGUGGGGCUGUCCCCCUACACAGUUCAUGAUGGCCCUGGUGGCCCUUCUUCAGGAACCUCUGUGCAUUCCAUGGGGUCUUCACUCUCCCAAAUCUCCUCAGCAGACCCUGGAGCCACAAAUGACAGAAGCAGCUGCCAGCCGAUUCACUCCAGUCAGACACAGCGUGACCAUGUCCUUGUCCCCCAUGGGCCAACCCUUUCCACAGAUGGCUACAGUGAUGUCCGCCUCCAGCACUCCUCCAGAGACAGCAGCAAGCAUAUCCCCAAUCACUGCUGCCCAAAAACACAGCUAUGGAGGGAGACACAGACAGGUCCCCACCAGCAGAAGAUGGUAGCACCACUGAGACAGCUGUCCCUGGGACUUCCUACCCCUAUGGCUGGAGUGGCUGAACCAAGCACCAGUGAUGCUCCCAUAUCUGUUCUGGGCAGAAAAAGCCCUGCAGCAGCAGUGGUGGUGGGCACUGUGUCACCCACAGCUUCAGAGAUUGUUACAGCACCUUCUCCCAGCCUCAGUCAGAGAAGCACUAAGCCAGAUGUCAGCAUGUCCCCUCCUGUCUUUGGAAACACCGAUCUGGCAAUGAUGGCAUCCUCCAUCAUUCCCAGCAUCACUGUCACUGGUACAGCAGCAGGAGCAGGUGAUGCUAGUCUUAACAGGGUCACAAAAUCUGUUUUUGCUGUCCUCAGCAGUGCCUCUGUGCCACGCAGCCCUAGUGCCAUGCAGCCCUACCAGGAUCUCCUCACUGGUUGUUGGCCAUAUAAGGACAUCACCACCCCUGAGAGCAGCACUGAGGGUGCAGUACCCACAGGCAGCACCAUCAGCAGCCACGUGUCUGUCUCAAAUACCACUGGCACUAGCCCAGCCACCGUGCCAGCCACCAAUGUCUCCACCAGCAACACCACCCUAUCAGCCAUUUCAGCCAUCAGGGAGACCUUCACAGUGAGUGAGGCCACCACAGCUGUGCCAUCUGCCAUGACAAAGGCCACCAGCAGUGCCCUGUUCUCUGCUGUCACACACAACACAGCAGGUGGAGAUCAGCACCCUGUCCUAACCCCAGCAACUCCUACUCCCACCAUGGAGAUAACUGCCAGGUCCUGGCAUGUCCUUGGUCCCAGCCCUGCUGCUGUGGUGCCUGGCUCCCCUCAGCCCAGCCUGCACAGCCCAGCAGAGGAGCCAGUGACAGACCCUUCAGCUGCCCCUGGUGCUGCAGAGGGGAAAGAAAAUGGACGGGUCCCCUCAGAGCCAGCAACAGGGGACACUUCUCCCACAACUGUCACUAGCCAUGCCCUGGGACAAGCAGAGAUCACAUCGCCUCCCAGCACCACAACCUUCCUGGGGCCAUCUGCCAGGGGGGAGAACAGAGUUGUCAUCACAGGCAGCACCUUGACCAUCUCUCUGGGCAGCACCAUGGACACUGAUGCAGGCAGCACAGUAACUGCUGCACCCACAGCCCCAGUGGGCCCAGCCAAGGAAGUGGAAGGUGCCCCAGGCACCAUGCCACCAGGGAGUCCAGCAGCCACCACCAGCCCUGCCACUGCCCCAGCUACUGCCUUUGGGACACAGAGGAGACUGGUACCAGCACCAGGAACAUCCUCCCACAAAACUGCUGGCCACAGAAAUCCAUCUCCUGAGCCCCAGCCCACCCUUGGGCUCCUGAUGCCAGCAGCCAUGCUCUACCCUUUUGGAACAGAGGGAGGAGACCAAGAGUGCAUCCAGAGGACAGUGGAUUUUAACUCCCCUCUGUUCAAGCCAGAGAUUGGGUUCCCCUUUGGGAAGUCACUGAGGGAUGCUCUUUAUUUUACAGAUAACGGACAGAUCAUUUUCCCACCCACGGAUAAUUAUGUUCCCUCCAAUCCCAACCCACCUCCCCAGGGCUUCAGUGGCUGGGAGGGUUUGCCAAUGGUGGCUGCCUUUUGGGAAGACGCAGAUUUCUCCCAGGGUGUUGGCACCACCUGGUACCAGGAGUACUCCACCCUCAGCUCUACCCAAAACCCUCUUGUCCGUGAUGUGGAAGCGAAGAUUGAGAAAUAUCUGAAAACCCCCUACAUAGCAAAAUGGACCUUGAAGGUGACAUGGGAGAAGGUUCCAGCAUAUCCAUCCUGGCAGGAUGACACUCGGACAAACACCUACCAGGUGGUCCUCACCACUGACAGGGACCACUCCUUUGCCCUGCUGCUUUACCAGGAUGGUGGGAUGAGGUGGAACUACACAGAGCUGGCUGCAGGCAACGUGCUGAUUGGCUUCUCCAGUGGUGAUGGCUUUGCCCAGAAUAAUCAACUGACUCAAAAGCCACGAGCUGCCAAGUACCGACCGGACCAGCACAGCAGCACUGGCACUGAUGUGUGUGGGCUGUGGAUAUACAGGCUGGACACUGGGUCCCGGGUGAACUACAGGCUGCAGUGCCUGGAGUGGCUGGACACAGAACCAGCACCAGCUACCUGGAACAACGAGCUGCCACCAUGCCCCUGCUCCCAGCCACAGGCAGAGCUGGACCUCCGCUACUGCCGGAGCAGAGGUGCUGAGCAUGGGCCCCUGCAUGGGGUGGUGGGACAGUAGAUUGUCCCCUACCACUCAGGGAACCCCUCCAUGAGGAUGCUGCGCACUGCAUCCCCCAGCCCAUCCAGAGCUGGGGUGUGGUGUCUGUACCGGGAGGGGACCUUGCUCGAAGAUUGGCAGGAGAGAGUGUGGAGCCUGCCCACCCGCUAUGGGGCUGACGAGGAGCUGGAGGCAUUCGACUGGUACUGCCGGCGUGUGGAGAAGCCUCUCUUCUGUGCCAGGUUUGCUGAGAAGAGGCCCAAGGUAGGCUGCAAGGGAUACCUGCCACCCAUCCCUGGUGAGUCCUCAGGGCUCUAUCUUCUCCAUGCCAGUGUCCUGAGUGGGCUUAUGGCACCUUCCAACAACACUGACCAUGUGUCUCAUUUCUUCAUUAUGCUCCUCCAAAUGGGCAACCUGGGGCACAGUGAGGCUCAGCUGCUUUGCUACACCCCAGCAGCUCCACCAUCAGCCCUGUCCUUUCCCUGCAGGACAGACAGUGACGGCUUCACCUUCACAGUGGUGUCUGAGUUCUCCUAUGACAGCCGUGGCACCGUCAUCCGGUUCCUGAAUGAGGAACUGCUGGGAGCCAUCAUCAGAGCCUUCAACAGGUGGCGGAGGUGAAGGGAGGUGGACACACACAUCCUCUUCCAGCCCUUGUAUGAGGGCAAUGUUACUGACCUGGUGAAGUUGACAGUGGCUGAGCUGAAGAGCUAUUUCCCCUGCAGUCUGUAUGGCUACAAAGGGUACCAGCUCUACUACAUGGGAACCAUCGGCUUUGUCUGCAUCUCCCCUUGCAAGAUGGGCUACUGCCAGCAUGGCAGCAGGUGUCAGCACCUGCCCCAGGGGCCCACAUGCAGCUGCCUGCCCUUCUCUAUCUUCUCCCCCACUGGUACCCAGUGUGAGCAGCUGUACAUCAGCCUCACUGCCUUCCUCAGCAUCCUGCUGGGAGCCUUGGCUCUGCUCUGCCUCCUGCUCACCACUGCCUGCCUGGCCUCACACCUUCACUGUGGGCACUGCCACCAGGGGUGAGCUGUGGGCUGGAGCCACACAAGGGUGGUUGCUGCAGAUACAGCAGGGAAUGGAGACUGGGAGUCAGGAAGAGCUUUUUCAGCCCCCCAAAAAAGGUGGAAAAAUCAUCUCCAGAAGAUCCACCACUUGUGGGACCCAUCUGGCCAGGGCAGAAGGAGCAGGUCAGACCUCCAAGCCAGCCCCACCAGCAGCCCUAACCUGCCACCAGCCCAGCCCCAGCUCCUGUGGGAUCACAGAGGAGCCAGACACUGCUUCCAGCUCUGCUGCCUGCUCUUGGAGCCAGAUUUCACCCCAGUCCUCUUGGGAGAGGAUUUCACCUUCCCCUGAAGAGUGGCAAAGGCAACCAGAAUAGUCCCUGAGUGUGUCUGCACCAGGGUGUGCUCUGGUGCAAUGGAACUGGACCCAGCAGAGCGACCAACAGCAGGGUCAGGUGGGGCAGUGCACCCAGUAUAGCCCAUUAGGAACAACAUAGAAUAAAACAAAGAUGAUGAGUAAGUUGCUGCUGAGUAAGUACCUCACAGUGUUCAUGUGCCAGUCCUGCUUCCUUGUCACUGAGCUCUCACAGAAUCACAGAAUUGUCACAGCUAGGAAACACCUCUAAGAUCAGCUCUCAAGGCCCUGCUUUCUGCUCGUUCUGACCCCAAGGCCAAAGAGAAGAUGGAUAUAUGCUUGUUUGUGGUUUUUUUUUAUCACUCCAUCCCCUCAUUUCCCCUGUAAAGCUGCAAGCCUCCCCCACCGUCCUUUCCAGGCCCCACUCACAGAAGCUCAGAUCCCCACAGACAACCCACAGGCCUUCACCCCUGCUGGGGGGGAGAUGCUACACCCAAGGAGAGUGUGUCAGAGCCUGCCAGACCCCAGCUCCAACCUCUCUGCCCCAGAACUCUGCUCAGCUGCAUUCUGGGCACUCACAUCCCCAGCCCCAGCUGGGAGGGCAGCAGCAUCCUGCAAUGCCACCAUCCCCACCACCGCCUCCCAUCCCAGUUCAGCAGAGGACAUGGCUGGCACAAGAUUAGUGAUGCUCAUACCCCUUGGAGGUUUUAUUGAACGAACAAGAUUUUACAAGGCUCAUUGUUUUGUUUUGUUUUGUUUUGUUUUGUUUUUAAGAAAGGCAGAUGCUCUUUUGUGCACAAAAAAAUUAUUUUUGUCCUAGCUUUUCUGAUUUUGGGGUUGAAUUUUGCCCUUACACAC